UUUGAAAUUGGUUUCCAAGGAAACACUAUACAAUAACAAUCGGAAAGCAAUCGUUUCAGACUUUUAGUCAAUGUUGUUUAACUUAAAUUUUUUUUAAUUUUUUAGUGUCAAUAUCUUUUAUAAUUACUUAUAUAAUAUGGAUGAGUUGUCGGAAUACUCCUCAGAAAUUCUAGAAUUCAUGCCAACACAACAGAUGGGAAAGAUAUGUAAAAUGGUCGGAGCUUGUGUAAGCACAGACUUUGAGGCAAGUAGUCAGGAUAAAUCUGUGGAAGCCACACUUCGUUUACACACAAGCACACAAACAGAACCCUCUACCUCAUUACAAAGUUAUGUUGAUGAGCAAAGGCUUGCGAUGUGGUUAAGAAAAAUUUAUCCCGCUGUUGAAGCACAACUACUCAAAGGAAUUACUCCUUUAAACAACAUCUGUGAGACCGUUGACCACGCGUUUACCUCUUCCACCGAAAAAUUGAAUACUCAAAUAUAUCAGAAGAUCACUGUCGGAGGCAUAGAAAAUUCUCAAGGCAUCGCAGCAUGGUUAUCUGUACAUACAAAUAAUGCACCCAUGCUAGUAGUAAGCACCAGAUCCCCACAUGACAGCUGGUGUGAUCAUUUACAACAAACUCUAAAGCUGUUGGUACCCAACCGAAUGCAAACUGCCAACCUAGUUGUUUAUACUGUAGUCAAAAGUCUGCCGCUUAAGGCAUGUCUUGGUUGCCUUAGUACGAAUACAUACAACAAGAGCAUAUUUGCUGGCUCCACCAUGGACGGUGACAUACAUAUAUGGGGAUGUCUAUCAAGUAAUCGAGUUGGAGAUAAUAAAUCUAGCAUAACUUUGGCUAAUACGAAUGAAAUUGACGAACUCUGCUGUUCAGCAUCUCCUCACGCUUGUGCUGUAGCUUUGUGCUGGUCAAGUGAAAAUCGUCUGCUUAGUUUCCAUUCUAAUGGUUUUAUCAUUAGCUGGGUUGUGGGCAAAGAAUUGAUUUUGGAAAAUGAUUUCCAACUAAAAGUGCAAGUCAGUGAGAUUACAGCAGCUAUUUGUUUAACUGCGAAUACUUUCGUGGUAGGCGUCAAGGAUGGUUCCCUAUUUUUGUGUACUAUAACCAGCUUCGGUACAAUGCGAAAACAGAUGGAAGUAGUGCCAUUGAAAAAGCAUUCAUUUAUGAUUACAACAUUAAUCAAAACCGUGUUCAAUAAUUGCCCAUCGGUUUUAAGUUGCGAUUUAAGCGGACAAGUCCUUUGUCACAGCAUAUCACAUCCAGAGGAGGAAAGUCGGAUCUUACGCAUACCGUUGCCUUUUAAAAAUGCCAUUGCCUGUUCUAAGGAUGGACAUGUUAUAUAUUCUCCCGGGAUUGAUGGCUCUUUAGAAUGUUAUAACAUAGUCAGUGGAGCUCAUUCUAUUGUUAAAGGGACUUUACGUGGCAAGGGGAAUUUCAUCGCCUGUAGUGAAAAUGGGAACUGGAUAAUCACUGGACUUUACGCAGACGACUUUCAAAUAUUUUACAUAGACCAUUAGAUGGUGCAUAUGAAGAAUUCACAA
Bactrocera latifrons is the source of this 1537-nucleotide messenger RNA. RefSeq lists its product as uncharacterized. NCBI's taxonomy places the organism in Eukaryota, Metazoa, Arthropoda, Insecta, Diptera, Tephritidae. The coding region runs from base 137 to 1513 and encodes 458 amino acids. The record is from RefSeq and is a predicted model, not a curated record. Gene Ontology annotation, molecular function: protein binding. The transcript has 5 exons.